Molecule: messenger RNA, 3057 nt
Organism: Penicillium verhagenii
Lineage: Eukaryota; Fungi; Ascomycota; Eurotiomycetes; Eurotiales; Aspergillaceae
Product: putative plasma membrane H(+)ATPase
Exons: 4
Coding region: 1-3057 (1018 amino acids)
Biological process (GO): regulation of intracellular pH; proton export across plasma membrane
Cellular component (GO): plasma membrane
Molecular function (GO): ATP binding; ATP hydrolysis activity; P-type proton-exporting transporter activity
Source: RefSeq, a predicted model, not a curated record
AUGGCGAGCGAAGAUGACCCCGAGCGAGCCGAUGAGCGGGCCGAUGGACGUCGUGGGUCUCGCAUCUCCAGGGCAUCUUUGAAGGAGGAUUAUGCCCAGCUGGAUGAGUAUGGAAAACUAGUCAAGUACGUUUCAACUUUCCAAACUGCCGAUGCCAACAUGGAAGAUCAGGGGGAGUUUGAGGAGAAACGUGUUUGGUAUGCUCCCUGGAAGAAGCACCGGGUUCAUAUCAAGCGGGUUGAUGAUGCCACUAUUCAAUACCCAGACGACUGGCUCAUCACCGACAUCCGGGAGGGACUUUCCAGUGAGGAGGUUAAUACACGUCGCCGCCGCUCAGGCUGGAACGAACUGAGUUCUGAGAAAGAGAAUCCUAUCGCAAAGGUUCUGUCGUAUUUCCGCGGUCCCAUUCUUUACGUCAUGGAGCUGGCCGUUUUACUGGCUGCUGGUUUGGAUGACUGGGUCGACUUUGGUGUUAUCAUCGGCAUUCUGUGUCUCAAUGCUGCGGUCGGUUGGUAUCAAGAGAAGCAAGCCGCCGAUGUGGUUGCCAGUCUGAAGGGAGAUAUCGCCAUGCGGGCAGUUGUGAUUCGUGACAGUACUCAGCAAGAGAUAUUGGCACGUGAGCUGGUUCCAGGUGAUUUAAUCAUCGUGGGUGAAGGUCAGGUCGUUCCAGGUGAUGCCAAGGUUAUUUGUGACUUCAACGACCCAAAUGGCUGGGAGGAAUUCAACCAGCUCCAAGAGCAAGGCAUGCUUGGCGGCGGAACGGAAUCGGAUGAUGAUGAGCCACCGAAAGAGGGCGAGGCGGAAGGUAAAGAAGUGGCAGAUGGACACGGUGACGCGGCCGAGGCCGCUGAGAAACACAAAAAGGAGAAAACGCGUCGUCGUGGGUAUCCUAUUCUUGCCAGCGAUCAUUCUGCGAUUACGGGCGAGUCGCUCGCCGUAGAUCGCUACGUGGGUGACAUGAUCUUCUAUACAACUGGCUGUAAGCGUGGCAAGGCCUAUGCCGUGGUUCAGACUGGUGCAAGGACCUCAUUUGUUGGCCGUACUGCUUCAAUGGUGGCCUCUGCUAAGGGCGCAGGUCAUUUUGAACUAGUCAUGGACAACAUCGGGACAUCUCUCUUAUUCCUUGUAAUGACCUGGAUCCUCGUUGCAUGGAUUGGUGGUUUCUUCCGACAUAUCCCAAUUGCUUCGCCCGGGCAACAGACAUUGCUUCACUAUACUCUGUCUUUGCUAAUUAUCGGUGUCCCUGUUGGUCUUCCGGUCGUAACCACCACGACUAUGGCUGUGGGGGCUGCAUAUCUGGCAAAGAAGAAAGCAAUUGUGCAGAAGUUGACUGCUAUUGAAUCUUUGGCUGGUGUGGAUAUUCUCUGCUCCGAUAAAACCGGAACUUUGACGGCCAAUAAGCUUAGCAUUCGUGAUCCUUAUGUGGCAGAAGGUGUAGACGUGGACUGGAUGUUUGCUGUCGCGUGCCUUGCAUCUUCGCACAAUAUUGAAUCGUUGGACCCCAUUGACAAAGUUACCAUCAUGUCACUCCGCCAGUAUCCAAAGGCGCGAGAGAUAUUACGCCGUGGCUGGAAAACUGAAAAGUUCACCCCAUUUGACCCAGUCUCUAAGCGCAUUGUGACUAUAGCCACAUGUGAUGGAACUAGAUACACCUGCACUAAGGGGGCCCCGAAAGCGGUGCUAGCACUUACAAACUGCUCGCAGGAAGUUGCCGAUCACUACAAGGAAAAAGCACAGGAAUUUGCCCAUCGCGGCUUUCGCUCACUCGGUGUCGCCGUGCAAAAGGAGGGUGAAGAAUGGAUGCUUCUCGGAAUGCUGCCCAUGUUUGAUCCACCUCGGGAGGACACAGCUCAGACGAUUAGUGAAGCACAGGCGCUGGGCAUUAGUGUUAAAAUGCUCACGGGCGAUGCUAUUGCAAUAGCCAAGGAGACCUGUAAAAUGCUUGCUUUGGGAACCAAAGUUUACAAUUCGGACAAACUGAUUCAUGGUGGUCUUAGCGGCGCCAUGGCUAGCGAUCUGGUCGAGAAAGCGGAUGGAUUUGCGGAAGUGUUUCCUGAACACAAAUUCCAAGUGGUCCAAAUGCUUCAGGAACGUGGCCAUUUGACUGCUAUGACUGGCGAUGGCGUAAACGACGCUCCGUCCCUCAAGAAAGCGGACUGCGGUAUCGCUGUCGAAGGAGCAUCCGAAGCAGCACAGUCAGCAUCGGAUAUUGUGUUCCUUGAGCCUGGCUUGUCAACUAUCAUCGACUCUAUCAAGGUCGCAAGACAAAUCUUUCAUCGCAUGAAGGCGUAUAUUCAAUACCGCAUUGCGCUUUGCUUGCACUUGGAAAUCUUUCUUGUGACGUCAAUGAUUAUUUUGAAUGAAAGCAUCCGAGUUGAGCUUGUUGUCUUCCUUGCUCUGUUUGCUGAUCUUGCAACUGUCGCGGUGGCAUACGACAAUGCCUCCUAUGAGCUACGUCCUGUGGAGUGGCAACUCCCAAAAAUCUGGGUCAUAUCUUCCAUCCUUGGCUUGCUUCUGGCCUUGGGUACCUGGGUUGUUCGAGGUAGUAUGUUCCUCAAAUCUGGUGGUAUCAUUCAGAAUUGGGGAUCCACCCAAGAAGUCAUCUUCUUGGAGGUGGCACUUACGGAGAACUGGCUAAUUUUCGUGACUCGUGGUAUCGACAACUGGCCAUCACUGCAGCUAGUAAGCGCAAUAUUAGGCGUGGACGUUAUCGCAACGCUUUUCUGUCUAUUCGGUUGGUUCUCAAACCAGGAUAUGAAGACCGAUCCACCCGAUUCAUUCGUGGAAACCAAGAACGGAUGGACUGAUAUCGUGACUGUUGUCCGUAUCUGGGGCUUUUCGCUCGGAGUGGAGAUUGUUAUUGCUCUCGUCUACUACAUCCUGAAUAGGAUCAAGUGGCUCGACAAUCUCGGUCGCCAAAAGCGCAGCAAGGGUGAGAUUAAGAUUGAGAAUCUUCUCGGUCAUUUGUCCCGCUUAAGCAUUGAAUAUGAGGAGCCUGGUAAGCCUCCGGGCCGAUACCACCUGGCUACAAGCAAGGAGGAAGAAGAUAUGGAGUGA